Molecule: messenger RNA, 708 nt
Organism: Acanthosepion pharaonis
Lineage: Eukaryota; Metazoa; Mollusca; Cephalopoda; Sepiida; Sepiidae
Source: the annotation of a GenBank genome assembly
AUGGGGUCUUGCCAGAACCAACCAUGUGGAAUAUGUGAAGUCUGUCAUCCGACAGAAUCCAACUACACCUGUGUUAAAGAAGAUUUGACCAGCUGUCGGGAUAUCAAAAUCUGCAACAACGCCAGCUCAGACGGUCAUUAUCCUAUCAGGCCGGUGUUGCAUCGGAAAUCUUCGCUCAAAGUUUAUUGCCACGACAUGAACUCAAAAUAUCCUGGAGAUUACAUAACGCUCAUUCACGACAAUUUCUCACUAUAUCCUCCGAUAUACAAAACUUGUACUGACAUCAAUUGGAACGCAAAUAAACCAGGUGUUAUAUUUUACCACAAGAUACGUUUGGAACUUAUCCGUUUACGGGUAGUAGUGAAAGAUAGAACGUUUACCAACGUAAGUUGCGACUCGAAGCUCCUGGAAAUAUCAAAUCCGUCAUCGUUCCAGAAUUCAGGACGAACUUGUUCUGUUAAUCUGGAAUAUGGCACAACUGGUGAUUGUUUAGGUGUUAGCUGUAAUCAACGGAAAGGAAUUGUCCAGAUCGACUUGAGAGGAACAGGAUUAAUUGUUUCGCCAUCGGUGAAAUGGAUUACCGGUGGUCAUAGACCUCACAUUUCCUCUUCUCGCUCGCCCACCAAUGAUACCAUCAAAAUUGUCUGCGGGGGUACCUGUGGGUGGUGCAGUCCGGAAGGAGGCCUAUUUUUGGAACUGAAACCCUAA